Plectropomus leopardus (leopard coralgrouper) is the source of this 2551-nucleotide messenger RNA. Its product is annotated as ly6/PLAUR domain-containing protein 1-like. Gene Ontology annotation, molecular function: acetylcholine receptor inhibitor activity. Gene Ontology annotation, biological process: acetylcholine receptor signaling pathway. The record is from RefSeq and is a predicted model, not a curated record. NCBI's taxonomy places the organism in Eukaryota, Metazoa, Chordata, Actinopteri, Perciformes, Serranidae.
CUGCUGCGUGUCUGCGCCUCAGACCCGGAGAACAUCCGUCUCUCAUGUUCCUGCUCCGAGGCUCUCUAAGCGGACCAUGCGGCUGUUCACCGUCUCAACUUUGCUCCUGUUCUUCUGCAGCUCAGGGCUGGCUCUGCAGAUCCAGUGCUACCAGUGUGAGGAGAUGACACACGACUGCUCCACACCAGAGUUCAUCGUCAACUGCACGGUGAACGUGCAGGACAUGUGCCAGAAGGAGGUUCUGGUGAAGGAUGAUGGCAUACACUACCGCAAGUCCUGCGCCUCGUCGGGAGCCUGUCUCAUCGCUUCUUCUGGCUACCAGCAGUUCUGUACCGGCAAGCUCAACUCUGUGUGCAUCACCUGCUGUAACACACCGCUGUGUAACGGACCACGGCAGAAGAAACGUCCCCAACCGUCGUCCGCCAUCACCCUGACCACGCAACAGCUCUCUGCGUUUUCUCUCUGCAUCCUCCUCCUGCUGUCCUCCACCCUGUGCUGACAGACCUUCACACACUAAAUUAACAUGUGUGUGAGAUAACUGGAACUGUAUGAACUGAAGAAUAUAUACUUUUACAUGCAUAUUCUUUGAGGCGUGUGGAAGCUUUGUACAGUAUUUGUUGACUUCCUUUCAGUUGCAGCUUGCCUCCACAGGUCAAAUUGAGAAAAUGUAUCAUUGCAUGUCAUUCCACAAAUAUGAUCAUGAUGCAGUUACAAGGACAGCUGGGUAAGGAGAGGUGGAGGACAGUGCUGUGCAUGAAACAGCUUCUGGCUAUUUUGUUGGGCAGCAGGUGGCUCAGUCACAUCUGCCUUUAUUUACUUAAAGAACGAAGGUCGAAUAAGACAUAUCACAGGAAAGAAAGUAUGUUGCAAUUCAUUAUUCAUUUUCUAAGUCUUUGGGAAAGCCCUCCAGGAUAAAUAACUUUUCAGUUAUCUACUGAUUUAAUGCUCCUCCUGACUGUUGAAAUAGCAAUCAAUUCUAAAUCAAUACCAUUACUUAGGAACAAUCAGCAAUCUUGUUGUAUUGGUGUUCUGGAAAAAGACAAUAUAUGAUAUGUAUGAAGGAUAUCAUUCUGUAAUGCAAAUUUGCAGUCAAAAUAAGGCAUAGGAUGAAGAAAAACAAGCCUGCUCUCACUUCCUACUUUGUAAAUACCGCCAUUUUGUCAGUGAUGUUUGGUCAGCUUCUGACAGUGACACAAAGAGGCACCUUUUACCGCGGGAUGAUACACACGGGUGUGUCGCAUUUAAAGGCAGUAGGCAACAACCAAACUCGUCAAAUACUGGUGCUUUGUCAAUGGACAUUUGCAUCAGACACGGACGCAGCAAGGCACCUUUCGCUUUGGUUUGAUACAGAUCAAGCAGCGUUGAGAAAGUCUAUAUGGGGAGAGCAGCAGGGGAGGUGGAUGGGUCCAAAAAACUCUUGACUUUCAGCCAGGAACCCACUGUUUGUUUCCUAUACAUAUUUUAAGACAGUUCAAGAUGGGGUUUCUCUCCUACACCUAACCACAUGCUCGAAAAAACCUUAAAAACAAAGUGUAGUAAAAACAUGUAUAUUUUGAAAAGACACAGUGCAUAUAACAAGCAGAAAUUGACACGCUGUCCCGGAUCGUCGAAAACAGACACAGGAGGGUACCUAGCAGACAUGUUGGUACACUGAUCUAAUGGUGCCGAUAUUUAAUGAGGGAUGAGAAUGUGUUGAGAAAAAACAUGUAUGUAACAUGUAACACCUACGACCCUAAAGCACCUCACAAAUAAAGCAUAGCCAUGUCAGACUGACAGCUCUCCACAAACGCCAGUAACAUACUGUGGAUUAAAAGUUAUUAUAAAGUUUAAUUAGAAGUUUUUACUCUGAAAAUUUCCUCCUCUAGUUCUGUAACAGACAUUUCUGUCCAAUAACAGAUGUUGUAAAUAAAACUACAAAAGCAUGUUUAAAUACACACAACCCUUUUCCAAACUACAUACUCUCACUACAAAAUCAUUGUAUUUCUAAUGGCUGAAGUCAGAACAGUUUGCAAUGUGAGGAGCAUCUGGAGCGGCAACAUGUUGGUGACUGCUGAUGGACUUGGUCAACGUUUUAGAAAGAGGUCUGAUCCCUAAGAUGUGCUGCUUCCCUAUGAUCAGGGAAUAUGCUGUAUGGUAAGGCAUCAGUCCACAUACCUUGACAGAUUAUUUCAGAGCCAGAUAUAUUAUAACAAGAUGUAAUGUCAUGUGCCAAACAAAAGAAGUUGGGGUUGUUCAUCAAAAUGUAAUACAGUAUUAAAUGCUUUUCAAUGGUUGACUAAAUCUUAAAGAUAUCCCUGUGGAGUUUUGUCUGUGUGUCCUUGGGGUCUAACAAACAUCCAUCCAUUUUCAUUGAUCCACCCAUUGCUUAUCUGGGGCUGGAUAGGGGGACAGCAGGCUGAGCAGAUGUCCCUCUCCCCAGCAACUCUUUCCAGUUCCUCCUGGGGGAUCCCAGGGCAUUCCCAGGUCAGAUGAGAUAUAUAACACGUUUUCCCUGGAUGUCUGAGCUCCUCCUUAGGCUGAGCCCACCACCCUACAAAGAAAAUGAAUUUUG